AGAAGGAUAAGGAUAAGAAGAAAUAGGAAAGAUUUGGUGAAGAAAUGUAGAUAGUUUUGGAUGAUUUAACAAAAAAAUAUAUAGAAGUAAAACGGAGGUUACUAGCAGUGUAGCGGAGGUAAAAAUGUUGGAACGAAGCUAGCCGAGCCACCGAUAAGACCGAAAAACCUGAACGAAACUUGGCCUCCUUAUCUGGAUAUCUCAUUAUUAUCACAAUAUACAAUUACAUCGACAUUUAUUUAUUACAAAUCCAGUAUUGCUAAUGGAAAGUGCGUGGUGAUAAGAUUAUGAGAAGCAGCGGAUCUGGAUCGAGUGAAUUAAGCACGUAGAGAGCAACUAUGAACAACGAGGAUGAGAGGAAUGUCGCGCUGAAAGCGUACAGAGAUGGUCUCUUCAGCGCAGACGAAAAGAUUAAAUUAGAGACGGCCGAGAAGUUAUUGAACAUCGCGGUUGCGGUGGGUGCUGAGUUAACCCAGACCGUUCUAUUCGGUAUCAUCAAGGAUGUUGUGCCGGAGCUAUGCUUCUUUGAUGAAGUGCAGCUCAUGCUGCUCCAGAAGUUGGACGCUGUUGUGGAAACGUUGGGCGGAUGGCAGUACGCCAAGGAUCUUAUGCCCGUUUACGAGCAGCUCGCUGGGUCCGAGGAGUUGGUCAUCAGGACCAUCAUCACGGAAUCCCUGGUCAAUAUCUGCGACCAUUUAUCCGAUGAGGAAAUCGAUACAGAUAUCAUCGGAAUGAUCGAUAGGCUCGUACAGAAGAACUGGUUCACAGCAAAAUGCACAGUCGCUGGUUUAUUCACGUUGUGUUAUCAAAGAGGCAACGCGGAAACAAAGAUUUAUAUUCGUAAGAAAGCACUGGAAUUUUGCGAGGAAGAUAAUCCGCUUCUGAGGAAGACGUACGCUGUAUGCCUAAAUGGAUUAGUACGAGACUUUGAAAAUGACCACUUAGUGAACGACGUCAUACCUCUGUACUUAAGAUGGAACGAACACGAUCAAGAACAAAUCAGAAUAUCGUCUAUUGAUUUAGCACUUUCCUUGGCGUAUACUCUUAAAGAAGAACAGGUGGAAGCACAUCUAAUCUCGGCUUUACAAAGAUCAGCAACUGAUGCUUCGUGGAGAGUGCGAAAGGAAAUGGCUGCUAAAUUGCUAGACAUUCAAAAGGCUUUAAAUCCGAAACACGCUACGGUUUACGUGCAGAUGGCCAAACUGUUAGCGAUGGACUCGGAAUUCAGUACGAGGGAGACGAUGAGCCAGGACAUAAUUGAAUUUUGCUUGAACCUGAAACGACUCAAGUGCGAAGGAUACAAAGAAAUAAUUAUUAACGAUAUGAUCGAUGUGAUACGCAAGAUGUCGCAGGACACGUUCGAGGAGGUGAGAUGUGACCUGGCGGAAACGCUGAUGAACCUGGAGGUCAUCUUCGAUAAGGAUGAGAUGCGGAAACAUCUGCUGCCCAUUAUUUUAACGACGUUGAACAUGGAGCCGAAGAAGGUGCUGGAUACGUACGUGGGGAAUUUGAACAAAAUCAUGUCGUACAUCGGGUACGAUAACUUGGGUGAUGACUUGGAGAGGAUCAUGUUUGAUCUUUUGGCUUCGUCUGCGUCGCGUUGGAGAGCGCGACGUUUGCUGAUCGUUACAAUCAGGAUCAUAGCCAAGCAUUCCGAUAAAGAGUACUUCGCUAAAACCAUCAUUCCGUAUUACCACAAGCUUCUCGGCGACACAGUUUUUAGCAUAAGGAGAACGUCUCCUUACAUUUUACCAUUAUUUAUCCAUAAAUUCGGGAUGGCCUGGACGAAGCAGUACGUUCUGCACAAGGUGUUUUAUGGAAGAAGGCACGCCAACUACCUCUACAGGAUGGUUGUGCUCUUCUGCAUCGACGAGCUGCUACAUCCCAGUAUCAAACAACACCUCAUCGAUUUGGAUGAUAAGCCUGAAUUCCUUAUCAAGAUGAGCUACCUUAGCGAGCUGUUGGACUACAAGUUGAACGAGGAAUGGGUCACCAAUGUCUGCACAGAUAGCGCCUACGACUUUCCGGAGGAUGCUAUGGCCUACACAGAUAACCUUUUGAAGUCUCUGGAAGAACAGGAGACCGGAGAAGAUGAGAAGCAACCUCCGGAUCAACAUUACAUGAUAUCGUUGUACUGUUUACUUUUGAAAUACGUGCUGGCUAUUCUGAAGGAGAUGAGCGAGGAUGCAGUGCCUAACGUCAGAUCGCGCUGCGUCAGGACUCUGGAGAAUCUGCUGUACAUCAAUCACAGUGUUAGCAAGAAACUGGAGGACUGCAAGGAGAUCCUGGACAAGGUCACGGACGAGGAGAAGAUGUCUUGGAGGGCGGAGAUUGACGAGGAGAGGGCGACGGUAGAUGAGUACAUGAGAGAGGAGGUAAGGCAACUGGACAGAGGCAAGUCUUUCGACAAGCCCAGGUUAAGUAAGGAGUUUAGUUAUAAAGAGGGGACGCGGAUAGACGACAUGGACGUGCAGAGCGAAGGAGUUUUAAUUGACGCGGACGAUUUCUUCGUGUUCUACGAGAACAACGAGAACAGCGAGAACGGAGAGGACUUGGAGAAUAUCGUUGGAGAUUUGGACGAGAACUUCCACGUUGAGGGCAUCACGCCAAUUGAUGACAACAAAAACGAAGAUUCCGUAGAUUUAUGAAGCUAAUUAAUUAAUUAAUAAAUUAUUAUUUAUUGCCACUA
This is a messenger RNA of Nicrophorus vespilloides, 2689 nucleotides long. Its product is annotated as serine/threonine-protein phosphatase 2A 65 kDa regulatory subunit A beta isoform-like. Gene Ontology annotation, cellular component: protein phosphatase type 2A complex; cytoplasm. Gene Ontology annotation, molecular function: protein phosphatase regulator activity. The record is from RefSeq and is a predicted model, not a curated record. Lineage: Eukaryota; Metazoa; Arthropoda; Insecta; Coleoptera; Silphidae. Gene Ontology annotation, biological process: protein dephosphorylation. The transcript is spliced from 5 exons. Bases 339 to 2648 code for a protein of 769 amino acids.